CGACCCCGACAAAAACGACGCCUAAACACCAUUUCACUUGCCGUCGUUGCGGAGACACGACACAGAGAGAGAGAGAUCAAUGAUGAGUGGGAUUUCGGCUCCGCCACCUACCCUUUCUCCUUCUCAACUGAAAAUGAAAAGUAACAGUUGUGUUUCUCCCUCUACUUCUUCUGUUGCUUACUGCGUUUGUUCUCGACGCCCUUUUUAUUCUUCAGAAUCUGAAUUCAAGAGCAUUAGCCUCAGAGCAGGGUUCCCCAAGCUCAGUUUACAGUGUCGCAGCCGCAGAUCUGGAGCUCCUGAGCCAGGUGAUAAUGAUAACAGGACCAUUCUAGAUGCCUUUUUCUUAGGCAAGGCUGUGGCUGAAGCAAUUAAUCGACGCAUAGAAUCUACAGUUGGGGAGUUGUUGAGUGCAGUUGGCAAUCUGCAAGCUGAGCAACAAAAGCAAGUCCAAGAAUUCCAGGAGGAAGUGUUGGAGAGAGCAAAGCAGGCAAAGGAGAAAGCGGCACAUGAAGCCAUGGAAGCCCAAGGGAUUUUUACCAAUUCUACCACAGCAGCGACAUCGGUAUCCACUGAUGCGACCACAUUCAUUUCACCUUCAUCAUCUGAUUGAACCUCCACAACAAUUGGAGAGAAUUCAGCUGACAGAGAUCUUCUUAUUGGGAUGUUAAAUGAUGGUAGAAUUAUCCCUCCAUGGUUGUGUUACGAUAUUCGUCUGAUCCAUUCUAUUUGGAUUGGAGCAUAAUACUUGUCAUCAUUGAAAAAGGGAAUAUGUAUCCAUUUCUAACAAAUAGGUGUAACAUAUGCCUUUUAAACCUUGAUAAAACAUUAAAUUCCAGAGUUUAGUUGGGAAUUUACAUA
Molecule: messenger RNA, 858 nt
Organism: Macadamia integrifolia
Lineage: Eukaryota; Viridiplantae; Streptophyta; Magnoliopsida; Proteales; Proteaceae
Exons: 3
Coding region: 80-610 (176 amino acids)
Biological process (GO): thylakoid membrane organization
Cellular component (GO): chloroplast thylakoid membrane
Source: RefSeq, a predicted model, not a curated record